UUUGUAACGGUUGGUGGACAAGUUAAAUAUUUAAAACAACAAAUAAUAUUAUCAACGAAUUUAAAUCAUCUCAACAUGAAGAUUUGUAGGACAAAUACCGUGAUAGUAGUAUUAUUAACAAUGCUCCAUUCAGGAAUUGGGGAAAAAGUUAGAAAAGGAGCUGUGGUUACAAAUGGUUAUGGAUGUUCAGAAAUAGGAGCAUCAAUUCUUCAACAAGGCGGCAACGCCAUCGAUGCAGCGAUCGCAGCGCUAUUUUGCGAAGGGGUUUCGAUGCCACAAAGCAUGGGUCUUGGAGGAGGAUUUCUGUUGACAACGUUUAAUAAAACAACAGGAGAGGUGUGGACGAUGAAUGCCAGAGAAGUGGCGCCGGGCCGAGCGCAUCGUGAUAUGUACGUGGACGACCCUAAUUCCUCCAAAUGGGGAGGUAAAGCGGUCGCUGUACCAAGCGAAUUACGAGGGUAUUGGCACAUGUAUAAAAGAUUUGGCGGAGGCGUCCCAUGGGCAAAAUUGGUGGAACCAACCAUCAAAAUGUGCACUGAAGGAGUGAAAGUUACUAAAUUUUUAGCAGAUGUCUACAAAAGAAAAAAAGAUUAUUUAUACAAUGAUCCCACCCUCAGAUCGAUUUAUAUCAAUUCACAAACCAACGAUACUUACAAAGAGGGAGAGUCCGUGAAAUUGCUUAAAUUAGCCUAUACUUUAAAAAUAAUUGCCAAGGAGGGAGGGGACGCUUUGCAUAAUGGAUCGUUAACAAAAAGAUUCGUUAAAGACAUACAAGACAAAGGAGGAAUAAUAACCGAGGAUGAUAUGCGGACUUACGAACCCAUCUGGGAAGAGCCAAUAGUAAUCUCAAUGAAAAACGACGAAACCCUCUACACCUCCCCUCUGCCCGCCAGCGGAAUCCUAAUUGCUAUAAUUUUAAAUACCUUAAGUGAUUUUGUUAAUUCGGAUGUUGACAACGUUACUGCUGCUCAGAGAAUCGUGGAAAGUUUCAAGUUCGCUUACGCAAGAAGGGGAGAAAUGGGAGAUCCGAACUUCGUGGAUGUAACGGAGUUAUUAGAAAGCUCUACAUCAAAACAAUACGCAGAGCGAAUUCGAAGAUUAAUAUCUGACAACAAAACGUAUGAUGAUCCUAAACAUUAUUAUGUGAAUUCCACCUGGCCAGAGGAUCAUGGAACUGCUCAUAUAUCAGUGCUCUCACCAGAAGGGGAUGCUGUGUCUGUGACAAGUACAAUAAAUCUUUUAUUUGGGUCAGGUGUCGCCUCUGAAAGCACUGGCAUCAUACUUAACAAUGAAAUGCGUGAUUUUUCGUCACCAAAUGUAACAAACGGAAACGGUUUCGAAUCCUCACCCGCAAAUUUUAUUAAGGCUGGCAAACGGUCGGUUUCAUCGAUGUGUCCGUCGAUAGUUCUAGAUAAAAACAAGAAUGUGGAGAUGGUUGUAGGUGGCGCAGGAGGACCGAAAAUAACAACUGCAGUUUCUUUGGUUAUUCUUCGACAUUUAUGGUUUGGCAUGGAUCUAAAAUCGGCUAUUUACGAAAAACGCAUCCAUCAUCAACUGUUUCCUAUGGACAUUGUGUAUGAUCCCGAAUAUGAAACCGAGGGCAAAGACAUUGUGGAAGCAUUAGCAAAAUUCGGCCACAAGUACCAGUUUAAAGACGAUAAUGGAUUCGCAGCCAUCACUGGAAUAUCGACUAAAAAUAAAGAAGAAAAAAUCAGCGCUUGGAGUGACAGGAGACGACCGGGGUAUACAACGUACGUGUAUUAGCUAAAUUGAAAAAUAAUUAAAUGGAGUUUUCUGAUUGGCAGCUUCUGGUAUUGAUGUAACGUAACCUGUGAUCCAAAAGAUUAAAAAAUUGUUAAAUAGAGUAUUAUAUACACGAGAAACACGUAACUGUUAAAACAAUGUUUAGUAUUGAAAAUAAAUUUAAUUUUUCCAGUUUUACUCUUUUACAAUUUGGUCGACAGAACUUGUAUUUCAAUAACAGUAA
Diabrotica balteata is the source of this 1987-nucleotide messenger RNA. NCBI's taxonomy places the organism in Eukaryota, Metazoa, Arthropoda, Insecta, Coleoptera, Chrysomelidae. The record is from the annotation of a GenBank genome assembly.